Staurois parvus is the source of this 714-nucleotide messenger RNA. The record is from the annotation of a GenBank genome assembly. Lineage: Eukaryota; Metazoa; Chordata; Amphibia; Anura; Ranidae.
AUGCUGCUGGUUCUGGUCAUCAUCAUCCCCCUGCUUGCCCUGCCCCCCCCAGCCGAGGGCCAUUAUGAGAUGUUGGGGACCUGCCGGAUGAUCUGCGACCCUUACACCGGGCACCCCCCCAGCCCCGCCGGGGAGGCUCUGCAGGAUCUGAGCGGGGCCCCUCCACCCUUCAUCCAGGGGCCCCGCGGGGAGCCGGGACGGCCAGGGAAGCCGGGAGUGCGGGGCCCCCCGGGAGAGCCGGGACCUCCAGGAGCUAGGGGCCCCCCGGGAGAGAAGGGGGAGCCGGGCAGGGUGGGGGGGUCGGUGCCCCUCCAGGCUCCCCGCAUCGCCUUCUAUGUCGGCCUGAAGAGCCCCCAUGAGGGCUACGAACUGCUGAAAUUCGACGACGUUGUCACCAACCUGGGCAACCACUACGACCCGACCACCGGGAAAUUCACGUGUCAGGUGCCCGGGAUCUACUACUUCACCUACCACAUCCUGAUGAGGGGGGGCGACGGCACCAGCAUGUGGGCGGACCUCUGCAAGAACGGCCAGGUGCGGGCCAGCGCCAUCGCUCAGGACGCCGAUCAGAACUACGACUACGCCAGCAACAGCGUGGUGCUUCACCUGGACUCCGGGGACGAGAUUUACGUCAAGCUGGACGGGGGGAAGGCGCACGGAGGAAACAACAACAAGUACAGCACGUUCUCCGGAUUCAUCCUAUACCCGGACUAG